AUGAUUGACUUGAAUUUGGACUUCGACGAUGAAAUCAAACUGCCAUCACAGUCGCGUAAAAACAGUCAACAGAAGAACAAAAAUCGAAAAGAACUGCUUCUGGCGAAGAGAAAGAAGCAAAAGGCGCAGUAUGAACGAAAAAAGGCAAAAGCGACUAAACUUCUGGAAAAACACGGAAUGAUCAAAAAGCCAAGCACGACAACAAAUAAGAAACCAUUCAACUCUCAGUCUUCUUCUGACAAAAGUACAGUGCCUGACAGUUCUAGCGACAAACAAGCACUAAAAAGAAAACCUGAGCAAAAAUCAAGCGAAUCUCGGUUCAAAAAGAAGAAGCUCCUUGAAGCGGACAAGGAUCAAAAUUACGUGCGAAAGUUUGAUGGGAAGUUUUCAAAUAUGCAAAGUCUUGCUAGAAAUCUCUUCGACGAAGAUGCUGAUGAAAUUGAGCUUCCAGCCCAAAGAACGGUCCAUCGAGAAGAUUUGUUCAACAACAUUGUUGGAUUCGAUAGUUUGAAAAUACACCCCCAUUUGGUUGGAAAUUUGACGACGAUUUUUAAGCUCCAGUCGCCGACUCUAGUCCAGCAAAAGUCGAUUCCUCAGAUCUUGGAAGGCGGAGACACCCUGAUUCGUUCUCAAACUGGUUCUGGAAAGACGCUUGCUUACAUGCUACCUAUUUUCGAUAAAUUAAUGAAAAUGGAAAAUCUCGAUCGUAAAUCUGGCGUCAUGGCCGUUAUCGUCGUUCCUACUCGAGAACUCGUCGGUCAAACCUACAAAGCUGCUGUUCAAUUAACCAGGGCUUGUACAAAGAUUGUAGCUUGCGAACUAACCGGUGGACAAAAUCGAAACUCGGAAAAAGCCAGGUUGCGCAAGGGAAGCCACAUUUUAAUCAGCACCCCUGGCCGCCUGAUCGAUCAUCUCGAGAAAACCGGCUGUUUGAAGAAAAUGCCAGCGCUGGAAAUGUUGGUGCUGGACGAAGCAGAUAGAAUGCUGGAAAUGGGAUACAUGGAGAAGAUCAAACACGUGAUUAUGCUUUUGAAAGAGCGAAAAUUGGAGGAAACAAAGCUGCAGAAUGUUCUUUUGAGCGCAACUCUGAGUGAAAAUGUUGAAAGUUUGGCUGGAUUGGCGCUUGAUGAUCCGAAGAGAAUCGUGCUCGAUGAGAAUGAAGGGGGCAACGAAAAGUUUGCGAUUCCGAAUACGCUUCAAAUGAGAGUCGUUGUCAUCCCACCAAAGCUUCGAUUAAUCUGCCUUGCGUCAGCAAUUUUGGAGAAAAAGAAAACGCUUGUGUUUGUAAAUACGAUGGCAGAAGUCAACUUUUUGUUUGAAAUCUUUUCGAAAAUUGGAUUCCCGAGGAAGAUGAAAAUGCUCACGCAUCGACUUCAUGGAAACAUGGAGCAAAAAGAACGAGUGGAAAAUAUGAACUCGUUUUUGAAGGCUGAAAGAGCGGUUUUGAUUGCUACAGACGUGGCUUCUAGAGGAUUAGAUUUGCCGAAUGUGGAAACGAUCGUUCAGUUCUCGCCACCAGGAAGUGCGAGAGAAUAUGUUCAGCGAGUCGGUAGAACUGCCAGAAAAGGAGAUACAGGACAAUCGUUGCUUUUCUUAUUGCCUACUGAAGUUGGAUUUUUAUCCGCCGUUGCUGCUGUUGGAGCUGGUCAGUGGGACCAGUCGGAUGUUGAGGAUAUUUUGAAAGUCGUCUUCAGUAACAAAAAGAACUCAGAACAACAAAUGCGUGAAGAAGCAGCCGCCUUUCAGAACGAAAUCGAGGAGUAUAUUUCUCAAAAUGACAGUCUGCGAGAAUUGGCAAUCGAGGGUUAUUGCUCGUUUAUCCGUUCAUACGCCGCGUAUCCAUCAGAAUUGAAGCCAAUCUUCCACAUCAAAAAGUUGCACCUCGGCCACAUUGCCAAGAGCUUCGGAAUUCGGGAUAAGCCGACGGACUUCUUGACUGGACGAGAUGACCUCAAGUGGGCGCAGAAGAGGGAGGACGCAGGUGCCGUCAUCGACCAGGCGACAAAGGACAAGGCAAAGGAAAGAAAGGAAAAGAGAAAGAAGAUCGUCGAGACGAAAAUGAAGGAUUUGAUUUUGAGCGAGUUUGCUGCUUAA
Oikopleura dioica is the source of this 2094-nucleotide messenger RNA. The record is from the annotation of a GenBank genome assembly. Lineage: Eukaryota; Metazoa; Chordata; Appendicularia; Copelata; Oikopleuridae.